Molecule: messenger RNA, 3430 nt
Organism: Archocentrus centrarchus (flier cichlid)
Lineage: Eukaryota; Metazoa; Chordata; Actinopteri; Cichliformes; Cichlidae
Gene: gch1
Product: GTP cyclohydrolase 1
Exons: 6
Coding region: 92-862 (256 amino acids)
Biological process (GO): tetrahydrobiopterin biosynthetic process; tetrahydrofolate biosynthetic process
Cellular component (GO): cytoplasm
Molecular function (GO): GTP binding; zinc ion binding; GTP cyclohydrolase I activity
Source: RefSeq, a predicted model, not a curated record
CUGCAACUAACACGAAAGUGACCGUCACGACGAAGCUGGCAGAGAAACUGAUGCAACAAGUGCUCCGCUAAGAAGGAAAGAAAAAGAAGUGAUGGACCACUCCAAACAGAGUAAGUACAAUGCAAGCGAGAAGAAGGACAGCGGGGACAGCAGCUCCGUGCUCAACGGACACUUUGACGGGAUGGUGAAGAGGACAGCUGGCGGUCCCCAGGCACCGGGAGCGGAGUCCGCGCCGCACCGGUCGACCUCCGGGGUGAUGGAGAGCUGGAAGGAGGAGCGCACCAGGAGCCUGGAGGACAACGAGAUGAGCCUGCCGUCCCUGGCCGCAGCCUACACCACCAUCCUGCGUGGGCUCGGGGAGAACCCGCAGCGGCAGGGGCUCCUCAAAACCCCCUGGAGGGCCGCCACGGCCAUGCAAUUCUUCACUAAGGGCUACCAGGAGAAAAUUAUCGACGUGUUGAAUGACGCCAUCUUUGAUGAAGACCAUGAUGAGAUGGUGAUAGUCAAAGACAUUGACAUGUUCUCCAUGUGUGAACAUCACCUGGUGCCCAUCUUCGGCAGGGUUCACAUCGGAUACCUCCCAAACAAGAGAGUACUGGGCCUCAGCAAGCUAGCAAGGAUUGUUGAAAUCUACAGCCGUCGACUACAAGUUCAGGAGAGGCUGACCAAACAAAUUGCUGUGGCUAUUACGGAGGCCCUGCAGCCCACUGGGGUCGGAGUUGUCAUCGAGGCAACUCACAUGUGUAUGGUGAUGCGAGGCGUUCAGAAGAUGAACAGUAAAACCGUCACCAGCACCAUGCUGGGAAAUUUCAGAGAAGAUCCAAAAACCCGCGACGAGUUUCUGAGGCUCAUCAAAAGCUGAGGGGGGUGAAGCUCCUCCUCUUCCUCCUCCUGUUGCCUGGGGUUACCUCCAACCUACAUGAACCAGCUGCCAUGCUACCUGUGUGUGUGUGUGUGUGUGUAUGUGUUUGUAUGAGUGUGUGUUUCCAUCUCACCAAAGGCAGUGGCAGAGUGUUUGCUGUGUUAUUGUACUAGUGAAUUGUUACCUCUGUGAUUUUAGUGCGAGGCUGCUGACUGACACGUUGUUUGCUUUUAGACGACGGGACAGACUUUAGUCCUUUUGUCCACGUGUCGUGUGUGCUCGUUCUUCAAACAUCAGUCGCAGGCCUCUGAAAAAAUGGAAGAAUUUACGGAGAGAUUAUUCCCCCUGACAAAGUAAUCGGUUCUUUUUGUACUUCCAGAUGUCAUGAAAUCAUUUCCAGCAGCUGGUGGGUAAAUGCCCUUUGUUUACAGUGUGUCACAAGUCAAUAACACAAAGAUAAAAACAAAGUAAAGUAUAAUAUUCACACUAGUAUCUCCUUCUUUAAAUAUAAUAUUGACACUAAGCAGUCCAGAAUUUGUUGACUGGAAAUGACUGGAGCCAUAUUCUGAAAAAAAUCCAAAGGACAAAAGCUGAUGUCAGGAAAACGCCUAAAAAUAAGAGGCCCUAAUGUUAGGAAUCAGAAUCCAAAGAAUUUUCUCACUAAAAGCGGUGCCUAUAUCAAAGUCAGUACAUUCACACAUAACAUCAAGCAACACUGACCAAAGUGCUUUACAGAUACAGCAAAUAUUUCCAUUACAAUCAAACUGCCCAGAGGACUCGAUGUCACUACAAGCCCCCUUUUAAACAUGGAAUGAACAGCUUCAUCCCUCUAUUAAAGCUGCAGCACUCUGUCAUUCAAACGUUGCUCACUUUAUUCAUCACAGCUUCAUCCAAACACACCCACUCAGAAACCCUAAAUGCACAUGUAGCACUUGACUGAAGUUAACCCUAGUUUGGAUCUUUUACUUCUCACGGCAGUUGUUGCUGGGAGGGUGGAUGUGCAUGCUGUACAGACCUGUCCAUGUCCAUCACAUACAGCGCCAAAGAAUUCUCCUCUCGACUGAGAAAGUUUCCCAGCUUUUCAUUACUGUGAUUCUGGAAAAAAAUGCUAGUUUGCAACACUCUGACUGAAUAAAUAAACCUGAUUUUGAGGCCGUUGCUCUCAAAAAAUUGGUGCAAAAUGUAGAAUUAACUAAACAAUUUUGUUUGAUCAAAUAUGGGUUCAACACGAGUUUCAGAACUGUGUGCCUGAGACGACCAUAUUUAGGACACCUCUUUGUGACAUCAUACAGAGCCAAGAGUAGAAAAAAAAACACUCUAAAACCAAUCUUAUAGAGCAGCCUGAAUCCUGAGACACUGAUUUACUUGUACAUACAGGCCUUGAGGCGACUGCUGUGAUUUGGUGCUAUAAAACUGAAUUGAAUACCCUGACACUGGCUAUGGUUAAAUGCCCACCAUUGGAACAGCGUGCAAAAACAGCCAUUUAACCUUUCAGCAUAUUGUAAUUCAAGUAGUCUGAGAGGGAAUUCCUGCAUCUCCUCUCAGCUCUCCUUCCAAGCUCCAACAAUAUCUUGUAGGUUUGCUUCAUGAACUAUUUUACAAACCAAAACUGCUCAAUAAUGUUUUAUAUAUUUAAAUGUGAUGUCUGACCAAGCAUCUUUGACAAUAUCACUCUGUGACCUGUUCUCACUUCAUUAUGACAUUUUAAACAACUAAUUAUUAAAAAAAUAGAACACUUAACAGCUACGGCCCUGUACAUAAAAUUAUUAUUUGUGUAAUCAGUUUACACAUUUGAUUUUCUUUGAUGGAUGGCACUUUAUCACCUCACACUUCAAAAACAUAAUUUCUAAACUUUGCUGUCACAAAUAUUUAGCCUUCCAUUCUGGGCUUUUUAAUUAAUUAAAAACUCAAAACUAGAAUCUUUGCCAUGAAUCGUGCAUUGUUAUUAUUAUUGUUUUUGCUGCAUUAACACAAUUUCAAUAUCAAAUUUCACGGACUCAUCAGAGUAAAUAUUCAGAUUGCAUACAUUACACCAAUAUUCAGAUUUUAUUUUUUCAGUUUCAUUCUUUUUAUGUUCCUUUGCAAGGAUCUGCCUUCAUGUGCCAACUCGCUUCUCAGUUAAAACAAAACAAAUCUUUAUGAAUCAAACUGGAAUUUUUCAUUUCCAUGAGAAGCAAAUGAAGUGAGUGUGUGUGUGUGUGUGUGUGUGUGUGUGUGUGUUUCCAUCCCAGCAGAUGAACAGUGUGUGAGUGUGGGCUGUUCAGUGAGUUUAUAUUUACUUGUGUAGCAUACUUCUUGCAUUUCAAUGCAUCACAAAUAUCCCCAGACAGAUUUUGGGAGGUUUUAACUUGUGCAACACGAUGACUGGAGUUGAGCGUGUGUGUGUGUCUGUGUGUGUGUGUGUAUGUUGGAGGGAAGAUGGGCGAUAACAAACAGCUCUGAUGUUUUUGUGGCCUUGUUGAGAAGGAAAGCCUGUUCAUUGGCCCCUUCGCCAUCAUUGUCACAUCAUGUACUGUGUUCACAUUGAAGAGUUUUUAAUCAAAGAAAAUAAAUCUCUAUGUGACAACA